Molecule: messenger RNA, 4310 nt
Organism: Notolabrus celidotus (New Zealand spotty)
Lineage: Eukaryota; Metazoa; Chordata; Actinopteri; Labriformes; Labridae
Product: zinc-binding protein A33-like
Exons: 6
Coding region: 185-1738 (517 amino acids)
Molecular function (GO): protein binding; zinc ion binding
Source: RefSeq, a predicted model, not a curated record
GCAGCUUCAUCAGCUGCAGCACGAGCCUGUUGCUGCACGCCCUCUGCCUCUUCCGUGAAAGCACUCGCUCUGCUGUCAGCUUCAACCCCAAACCACUCCCUCUCUCAUGUGAACGGGAAGGCAGUCUGGUCUUCACUCUGUAGCCAUCAAACGUUUCUUUUAAGGACUAUGCGCGCUGCGAAGAAUGGCGGAGGCCAGCGCGCUUGAAGAACUGCAGUCGGAACUCACUUGUCCUGUGUGUUUGGAGCUCUUCCGUGACCCGGUCAUCCUAGAGUGCGGACACCACUUCUGCCAGGUGUGCAUCAUCCAGUGUUGGGAAGCCAAAGCGGACGAGUUGUCGAGUUGUCCAAAGUGUAGAAAGUCGUGCGCGCGUAAGCUGCGCCCAAACUCGCUGCUGUGCAACGUCGUGGACAGUGUGCGCAGAGCCGGGGUCAUGGACCCAGCCUUGGGGAUAACCGGGUGGGAUCACGUAGGUGCCCUGGAGGAGCCGGAGGAGCGGGAGCCCGGGUCUAGUAUGAGCAGUUUGGCCUCAUCCAGCGGGCACUGGCCGCGCCUGUGUUUGGAUAUGUGUGAGGAGCACGAGGAAAAGCUAAAGCUGUACUGCGAAGACGAUCAGCUGCCCAUCUGUCUGGUGUGUGGGAUGUCCAGGGACCACAAGACCCACAAUGUCAUUCCCAUUAACGAAGCAUUUGAAAACUACAAGGAUAAGCUGUCUGUUGCUCUGGAGAGGGUUCAGCUUCAGACAGAGGAGGCCACACUCUUCCAGACAAGGACCAAUGAAAAGAUCCUUCUUAUCAAGGAGCGAGCAGGAGACAUGGAAGAGAAGGUCACUGCAGAGUUUAGCCUCCUGAGGGAGUUCCUUCAGGAGGAGGAGGAGCGCAUUAAGGAGAAACUGAAGAAGCAAAAAGAGGAGAAGCUCAACCAGCUGGAGGAGGCGCUUACUAAGACCACGGAGCAGCUCAGCCAGCUGGAAAGUACGGCUGACAAGCUCGGCAUCAAACUGAGAGAAGAAGAAAACCCAGAGCAGCUCAAGGGAAUCAAAGAUUUCAUUGGAGGGGUUGAGAGCUUGUUUGACCGCCCCCCAGAGGUGAGUGUUAGUCUGCAGACAGGAGAAUUCCUGGGGCCCCUGCAGUACAAGACCUGGAGGAAAAUGAGUAAAAUUUUUCAACCAGCUAUCACACCAGUGACCCUUGACCCAAACACAGCCUACCCCUGCCUGUGGGUUUCCUCAUGUUGCACCAUGGUCCAGGUGGGGAAUAUCCAGCCAAACCUGCCCAACAACCCAGAGCGCUUCACCCGCUAUAACAUCGUCCUGGGCUCUGAGGCCUUUUCCUCCGGCAGACACUACUGGGAAGUGGAGGUGGGCUCCAAGACAGCUUGGGGUCUGGGCGUUGCCAAAGCCUCCGUUAACAGGAAGGAGGAGAUCAGCCUCUGCCCUGAUGACGGUUUCUGGACCAUGGUGCUGAGGGACAACUGUGACGGCACCUGUGAGUAUGAAGCGUGCACUGAUGCAGAGGACACCUUGAUAUAUCCCACCAAACCCCCCAGGAGGGUGGGGGUCUUUCUGGACUACAGUCGUGGUGAGGUGGGGUUUUAUGAUGCAGGAGACAUGAGCCACCUUUUCACCUUCUAUGAUGCUGAAUUCAAAGAGCCAGUUUUUCCAUACUUCAACCCCUGGCCGAUCCUUGAUGGAUACAACCGCGAGCCGCUCACCAUAGUAACACCACACUGGGGAUAGACAUCUGUUUAAUCAGAGGACUGACAAUCUGACAAUAAAACUGCAGAAGUUUCAGCAACUAAUGAACUCAAAUGGACUCAUUUAAUGAGCAUCUACACAUCUGCCUCAUCAUGAAGACAUUUUAUUACUGAAGUGAUGAUGACCAUGCAGGUUACCCUGUCACAUUAUUUUACAACUAUAAAUAAAAGGAGACAACUACUAAAGAACAAAAAUAGAGAUACUUUAACUUAUUCCUUUUUAAAUUUCUCAAUAAAUAUCACAAAAGCUUAAACCAAAAAAAGAUAUUUUUAUCAAGUAUUGUGUAGCCUAUAUCUGAUGUUUGUUUUUUCUCAUGCUAAAAUUAAAUUUAAUGUGAAACCAUAAAGAAACAUAAGUGAGCAAAACUUUCACACUGUUUUAAAGGUUUCUUUCUGACAUUGGCACUUUAUUAUAUUUUGACUGCUGCUGUCAUCAGACCAAUCUACUGCACCCAAAGUGCAUUAAUCCCCAACUGAAAAAAGUCCCAAAUGAAUCAGACAUUUACUCUUAUUGAGUCACAUUUCUUACAAAAUAAUGAACUUAACCCUCCUGUUACGUUCCUUUCUCUGGAACAGCAAUAAUGUACCUGGGUCAAUUUGAUCCGGGGCAUAUUAAAUUAUCCAAAAGUGUCAGAACCAGAACCCAAAAAAAUCACAAAACAUAUUUCUCUUUAAUCUAAUUUGUAACUGCAUUACUAACCAUUUAAAUCAAGAUUAAGUCCAAUGGUCCAAUUCUCACAGAUCAUGGCUCUAUGAGGAUAACUUACUUGUUUUUCAUUAAAAUUCAUGUUAAAACUUUUUUUAAUGUACAUUGGAAAGUCCUAAAUAUAAAUACAAUAGUUUUACAUGACAAAGAUUUUUGUUAAUUUUAUUUUACAUUUUGAAUAUCUUUUUUUAUGAAGUGAUGUUGAUAAAUGAACACGACACCUCUUCUGUCACAUGCUGCCCAGAUUUUUAUGCUGCAUUUAGCUGGUUUGGAAGACAUAUAUUGCCUAAAAUAGGGUCAAUUUGACCCACAACAAAACAGGAGGGUUAAAGAGUUUGAAGUAUUUGUCUUGACUCUUUUCUUCCUCAUUGAGGUAAAGAUUAUUAUUCUGGUACAGAAUUUUAAGUAUUUGCAUCUUUAAUAUAUAGUUAUAUUCUAGAAAUUAGCAUUAAAAACAAACUUUGUUUGAUUUGGGAUUUUAGCCUUGUUCUUCAAGAUUUUGUUUAGGACCUGAUUGUCCCAUGGCUCCACAGCUGGUAGUCAGACACAAUAAGCAACAGCAAUGUGACAACAAAUGCUUUAAAAUGUGAAGGACCCAUUUUCAAGUUCAAGGGCACACAAUAUGUUUUAGGUGACGUUGAAUGUUUGAAUGAGUUUUCUUUCACACAAUAUUUGUGUUUGUGUCCAAGAAAACUCUUCAGAGGUUCUUUAAGACAGAAUCAGUGGAUUUUAAGAAUCUUAAGAAUUUACUAUGUGUUUUAAAAUAACAUAGAAAAUUCUAUAUUUUUUUACUGGUUUGUUUUCAACAUUGUUAUGCGAAUGGUUGCAUGAAGUGUAGAGAGGGUUUCACAAAAGUUACUUGACAUGCCUUUUUUUAAUCUCUAAAUGUCCAACUGCAGCCACACUCAACCCAGUGUUUAAGAUAUGUUCCUAGUGGUGUUUUUUGCUCAUAUUUUUAAUUCCACUAGAGUGCGCCCAAAACCAACUUUGUAUGCUUCCAUAGUGUUUUGUGUUGCACAGCUUUUGGGCUUCAUUGGACUACAUGAAGGCUAGAUUUAGCUUUUAGGGAUGAGUUCCUGUUGAAAAAUGAUGCCAAAAUUAUUCUUACUAGUUGUCAGGUUUGUGUGUCAUUUUAGGACUUAUUCUAGUCACACAUUUGUCUCAAGGGACUCCACUUUCUAAGUAUACAAGUGAUCCAUGAAAAAAAACGUUAUCAGAGAUAAAUGUGAGAAGCAUCAGGAAGAGCAACAGAGCAGGGAUCCUUCUCUCUGACUGACAGAAAUACACCGACACAGUCUAAAACAGCAACAGGCAACAUUACAGUGUGAAAAACCAGAAUGAGAGUCAACUGGAUGAUUGUAAACACAUGAGAAGAGGGACAUCCCGCCGAUUUCUCAACACUAGAUUCUAAACUCAAAUUCAACCAAUACAUCUUUGUAGUGUUAAUUGUGGUAACUGCUUUGUUCAGACUGUGUUUGAUGUGCGCAUAUUAAAAUGUUAUGCAACAUAAAACAGAACCUCAAACAACAGACACAGAGUGGGACUAAUUCAGGGUGCAUGGAAAUGAAAACUGACUGAACAUUUCAUUUACAAGGUUGAACAUUACUGGUGUAAAUAGAUUAGUUAGUAUGAUUUAUCAUUCAGUCAAUCGUUUGAUUACCUGUCACUGUUUUGUGUUUGAUGUUGUGUUUACUGGCCUUCUUUCAGUGUCCAGUUAAGGUUAAUUAGUUCUUCUUAGUCAGUCUCUUGUGCCAAUAGAGCGAUCCAGUGUGAUCUGUGACUACUGUUACAAACUAAUAAAUAAUGAGAAUUCUCUGACCCAAAUAAAACCGAUCUGUUGUCUCUGUGA